Orbicella faveolata is the source of this 1869-nucleotide messenger RNA. RefSeq names its product melanopsin-like. Gene Ontology annotation, cellular component: membrane. The record is from RefSeq and is a predicted model, not a curated record. Lineage: Eukaryota; Metazoa; Cnidaria; Anthozoa; Scleractinia; Merulinidae. Gene Ontology annotation, biological process: G protein-coupled receptor signaling pathway. Gene Ontology annotation, molecular function: G protein-coupled receptor activity.
CCAGGUUUUUCAAGAGUUUUCCUUUAUCCAGAUAAACAAAGCCUUGCAAAAGAGCGGAAAUCUCCUGACGAACAUUCCAACAGUAAAAUGCCUUUAUACUAGUAGAAGAGUCUCGUGAGUAACUCAAUCUGUUUUCCACGAAAUUUGCCCUAUUCAAAUAAACUGUGCCUUUAUAUUAAUACAGGAAAUCCCGUGACUAAGUUACCUUGUUUUCCACCAGGAUUUCUUCAUUCAAGCAAAUCUUGUGACUAACUCAACUCAGUGUUGUUUUCCACGAGACUCCCUGACUCAAAUAAGUUUAUGCUAAGAUAUCGUGUGACUAACUUGCUUGGCUUUCAGUAAGAUCUUCUUUAUUCAUGUAAACACUACGAUUCUACUAGAAGAGAAAAUCUUGAGGACUGCUCGCUUGUCGACGCGACUUCCUUCGAGUCAUAUCGCAGAGUGAUUACAGCUAUAUCUGACAAGUAGUUGCUGAAUCUCAGCAAGCAUAAAACUUGAGCAAGAGAGAAUAUGGAUACUACAACGUCAGCAACGUCAAAUGCGACUCAAACACCUAACAACAAUGGAUUAGUCCCCAGACUCCAGCUGAACGAUCCGACAUUCGUAGCAUACAUUGCUGUGAUGACCGUCAUACUAGCAGUUGGUUUUGUAGGCAAUGUUCUCACUAUAGCUGUUUUACGAUGUCGAGAACACAGAAAUAAAAGCAUUUCUCCCCUCAUGAUCAACCUAGCGGUCGCUGACAUCAUCAUCAUCGUCUUUGGCUAUCCAGUGGUUGUCGCCGCAAACGUUUCCUCGGGACUCCUGAUUCAUAGCACUUGUGUGUGGUCCGGCUUCGUCAACGGAGCGGUUGGAAUCGCGUCCAUUGCUAACUUGACAAUGAUGAGCCUUGUGAUGUACUCUUCCUUUCAGAGUCUCAACUGCACGACAAAAAUUCCCGGAACUAAAAUGGCAGCAAUGAUCGCCUUCACGUGGCUGUACGGAAUACUGGCCAUGUUUCCACCGUUAGUUGGCUGGAACGAGUUCGUCCCAGGCGCUUCUGGGAUCAGUUGUUGUCCGAACUGGGUGCCCGAAACAAAGGCUGGAGUGGCUUACAACGCGUUGUUGGUUUUUGUCGGCUUUGUUCUCCCGCUGAGUGUCAUUAUAUAUUGUUACUACCGAAUUUAUAGCUUUAUUCGUACACAGCAGCCCUUAUCGGAAAAUGUUUCAAUUCGGAACACCAGGCGAAAACACCAAAUCAAGCUCGUACGCAUGAUUGCCAUGGCGAUUGCUGCUUUCGUCUUGAGCUGGUCCCCAUACUGCUUUGUGAGCAUCAUCGCUACCAUCCGGGGUACUAAUAUGCUGACCCCUGGCGAGGCAGAAAUCCCGGAUUUACUAGCCAAGGCUUCAGUCAUCUACAACCCCAUCGUGUACACUGCAAUGAAUGACAAGUUUCGUGCAUCUUUACCGCAUGUUAUCCCUUGCUAUAGAUACUGCUCAAGGGAUUAUCGCUCCUCGGUAAUCAGCCGCUCAAAUUCAAGGUCUCGUGAAUAUGAAGCAAAUACUAACACUCUCGAGCGGAAAAGGCAUUCCCAAUGCAAAACACAGCCGUGAUGCAGAGACUUCUUAAAAUGCCAAAAAGUUAAAAAAAACACACUCCAGAUAAUUUCAAGAGUUGUUUCCUUAGAGAAGCAUUUUCUUAUCCUUUGCGCUUUUGCAGUGUAGGCUUUGUGGUAGGUGUGCCACCCUCCAUGGCUUCCAGUAGGUAGAAAUUCAUCCUCAGCAGUAAAACACUGCGCUAGCAGACAUAAUUAGUAGAGAACUUGCGAUUAAGAACAACUAGCGAUGGAUCUUUGUUUAUACCUCAGUUUAUUCGAUUGAACUGAAAAUUAG